Mirounga angustirostris (Northern elephant seal) is the source of this 1078-nucleotide messenger RNA. RefSeq names its product interleukin 11 (gene IL11). Gene Ontology annotation, cellular component: cytoplasm. Gene Ontology annotation, molecular function: growth factor activity; cytokine activity. The coding region runs from base 566 to 928 and encodes 120 amino acids. Gene Ontology annotation, biological process: positive regulation of cell population proliferation; positive regulation of MAPK cascade. The transcript has 5 exons. The record is from RefSeq and is a predicted model, not a curated record. NCBI's taxonomy places the organism in Eukaryota, Metazoa, Chordata, Mammalia, Carnivora, Phocidae.
AUGGGACAGAAAGAGACAGAGGAGAGUGAGGGAGCCAUGGGGAGGCAGAGACGGAGAGGAAAGGAGAUUCCGAGAAAGCAGGAGGCCCGGAGAAGAGACGGGCAGAGAGAGACGGGAGGACGAAGCUGAGACGCGGAGAGACGCACAGGGCAGCGCGAGAGAGAUGGAGACCCCCAGACAGACGGAGAGAGAGACAGAUGCCGGGAGGUGACCCCCAACGGCCGGGGACCCUCAGGGAGUCAGCGGGGACCGAGGGACGCAGACGCCCAGGCAUCCUGACAGAGAGGUUCCGGGAGGGAAACUGAGGCAGAGAGUCCCCCCCCCCGCCCCAGGAGGUGUUUGCUGCCUGGUCCUGGUCGCCCUGAGCCUGUGGCCGGAUAGAGCUGCUGCCCCGGGGCCACCUCCUGGCCCCCCGCGGGCCUCCCCAGACCCUCGGGCUGAGCUGGACAGCGCCGUCCUCCUGACCCGCUCCCUCCUGGCGGACACUCGGCAGCUUGCGGCGCAGCUGAGAGACAAAUUUCCAGCCGACGGAGACCACAACCUGGACUCUCUUCCCACCCUGGCCAUGAGUGCAGGGGCGCUGGGAGCCCUACAACUCCCAGGUGUGCUGACACGGCUGCGAGCGGACCUGUUAUCCUACCUGCGCCAUGUGCAGUGGCUGCGCCGGGCGGGGGGCCCUUCCCUGCGGACCCUGGAGCCGGAGCUGGGUGCCCUGCAGGCCCGGCUGGACCGCCUGCUUCGCCGGCUGCAGCUCCUGAUGUCCCGCCUGGCCUUACCCCAAGCACCCCCAGACCCACCAGCUCCCCCGCUGGCCCCCCCGGCCUCUGCCUGGGGAGGCAUCAGGGCAGCCCAUGCCAUUCUUGGGGGGCUGCACCUGACCCUUGACUGGGCCGUGCGGGGCUUGCUGCUGCUGAAGACUCGGCUGUGACCCGACACCCGGAACCACCAACGUCCUUCGAUGCCACAUCUUAUUUAUUUAUUUAUUUUGGGACUGGGGGCACAGCAGCAGGAAAACACCCCCUCCUUCUCUCCCCCUAAUUCGAGACGGUCCCUCCAGGAGAGCUGGGUGGAGUGGGGG